GUCUCGUUUAUGAAGGCAUCGGACCAAAGCAAAAGCAAAAACAUGUAAUCUGUCAGUUGAUGCGAUUUUUCGAACUAUGGCAUCUGCGAUGGCGACAUGGACGCCAAGCUCUCUCCAGCUCAGGAUUGCCCUCAACUGUCGGAGCUUCAAAGCUGCUCCGGCGAGAGCGAAGUUGACGAAGCUCAGUCCCCGUCUCCGGACGUCAUGCGCUGCACAUAAUGCAGAAUCGGGUCGCGGGUCGGAUCGUUUUCGCGGGUGGGCUGAUUCAGGAGACGAUGAGAUGAGUCCGGAUUCUGGCGGUGGCGAUUGGUAUAAAGGAACACUGGUCUCUGGAGUGGCUGCUGGGAUGGUUCUCUUCGUUGGGCUAGCUUUGGGAGCUCGAUCUUUCAAGAGACACGUGUUAACUAGACCAAAAGUAGAAGUGAUGGUUUCUGAAAGCUCAAGUGAUCAAGUCGGGGAAGCUAGUCAUGAGAGAGGUAAUCUAAUGGACCAAGAUGAAAAAGAAAGCUAUAAAGAUUCACCACUUUUGGAGUCAAAAUCCGCAUCUACAAGCAAAGAAAACCACGAGGCGAACAAAUCUUCAGAAAGCCGAGCUGAUAGAGUAGAUACAGAUGCUUCUCAAAUCCCAGACGAGGAGAAGAAACACCGGUGUUAUACAGGCAUACCUGCUCCUUCCACGGUUCCACAAGUAAACCCCUUGAGUCCUAUCUUUCCAACAGUUGUGGACCCAAUUCAAAGUCAAAUGUUUGCAGCUUUACAAGCAUUAAAGGUUAUUGAAUCUGAUGCUCGGCCUUAUGAUUUAUGCACACGCCGUGAAUUUGCUCGUUGGUUGGUUUCUGCAAGCAAUGUUCUAUCGAGGAACUCAGCAUCGAAAGUGUAUCCUGCAAUGUACAUCGAGAAUGUUACUGAACUUGCAUUUGAUGAUAUCGCACCUGAAGAUCCUGAUUUUCCAUUCAUUCAAGGUUUGGCAGAGGCAGGAAUUAUCUCAAGCAAGCUCUCUAACCAUAACAUGCCUUCUGCUGAGAGCGGUCACCUUAAGUUCUCACCAGAAAGUCCUCUUUCACGUCAGGAUCUUUUGAGCUGGAAGAUGGCUUUGGAAUUCCGACAGCUCCCAGAAGCGGAUAGCAAGAAGUUGUACCAACUUUCUGGCUUUCUUGACAUUGAUAAAAUAAACCCAGAAGCGUGGCCUGCCCUUAUAGCUGACUUAUCUGCUGGAGAAAAUGGAAUAACAUCAGUUGCCUUUGGGCGUACCAGAUUGUUUCAGCCGUCUAAAGCAGUUACAAAAGCCCAAACAGCUGCGUCUCUUGCAACUGGUGAAGCUUGUGAAGCAGUUAGUGAGGAGCUAGCUCGUAUCCAAGCAGAGGCUAUGGCUGAAAACGUGGUUUCUGCCCAUAACGCGCUGGUUGCUCAGGUGGAGAAGGAGAUCAACGCUACCUUUGAGAAAGAGCUUUUGAGAGAAACAGAAACUGUAGAUGCAGUGGUGAAAUUAGCUGAAGAAGCGAAAAGGGAGCUGACAAGGCUUAGAGUUGAGAAAGAAGAGGAGACUCUCGCAUUGGAGAAAGAACGCACGUCGAUUGAAACAGAGAUGGAGUCUCUUGCAAGGCUACGAAACGAGCUUGAGGAACAACUUCAGGGGCUUGUGAGUAACAAGGCAGAGAUGUCGUUUGAGAAGGAGAGGUUUGGUAGACUUCAAAAGCAAGUGGAGAAGGAGAACGAGGAGAUACUACGCUUGCAGAGUGAGCUUGAGGUUGAGAGGAACGCUUUAUCCAUAGCCAGGGAUUGGGCGGAGGAUGAAGCGAGAAGAGCAACAGAGCAAGCAAAAGUGCUGGAAGAAGCUAGAGGGCGUUGGGAGAAGUAUGGCCUGAAAGUGAUUGUUGACAGAGACCUCCAUGAACAGACAACAACCGAGUCUACGUGGUUGAACGCUGGGAAGCAAUAUUCCGUCGAAGGAACCAUGAACAGAGGUGAAAAUGUGGUUGCUAAGCUCAAGAAGAUGGCGCAAGAUGUAAGAGAGAGAUCCAGAGAUGUUAUCUACUCGAUUGUAGAGAAGAUAAGGCUUUUGAUAUCAGCUUUGGAGAAACAAGUUCGUGGAGUGAGCAACAAAGCCAAACAGGUGGAAAUGAAAACAAAGUCAAGAGCGGAAGAGUUAAGGAAACAAGCGAGCUUGAAGAUUUGUGAGAUCAGAGAUGUCUCUAUGAUGCGAACUAAGGAGGUUGUGGAAGAGUUUAAGGAUAGAGUAUGGAAACUCAAGUCAAAGUAGGUUUUGUGAGGUUUAGUUGUCCUCAACAAGUCGCAGCACAUCACCGGCUAAAAAAAUCUUAAAAGCUUUGUAUAUUUUUGUUGAUUUUAGCUUUGUUUCGAGUUGUUUAUCUUUAAAGAUUUCUGGAUGUUAAAGAAUUUCUUCUUGGAGUAAACUUUUUCUUG
Molecule: messenger RNA, 2424 nt
Organism: Brassica napus (rape)
Lineage: Eukaryota; Viridiplantae; Streptophyta; Magnoliopsida; Brassicales; Brassicaceae
Product: protein CROWDED NUCLEI 2-like
Exons: 10
Coding region: 77-2260 (727 amino acids)
Source: RefSeq, a predicted model, not a curated record